AUGAGGGCGGGUUACAGGAAUGGCUGGAUUGAGGGGCGUGCAUUCCACAGGGAUAAGGAACAAAAAGAGUUCGAGCGUUUACAACGCUGUGGCGAGAAUGAUGAAGAGGAGGAGGAAGAGGAGGAGGAAGCUGGCCAAAAGAGUUGCUCAUCCUCAACAGGCUGUGGUAUGGUGUUCCGGCCGGAUCCCUCAGGUCUGUGGUGGGAAGAUCCCGCAGCAUUUUGGCUGUAUGAAGAUGAUCCUGAAGAAGGGAUCUUGACGGAUGACCCUAAUUACGAAUACCAAGGUGCUUCAGAUUAUGAAAUCCUGGAGUACGACUCACAGGCCAGCGGAGAUGAAGGUAUCUCCGAAAAUGCCAAGGAUGUUGACAAUCUCGAGCGAACCGAGGCUGAAGAGUGGCUUUUCAAGGUACCGGGCCCGGACUCUCCGGAGUUUGACACGGAAUUUCUGCCUCUAGAUUCGCCAUUGGGUGCGCCGUUAUACUUCAAACUCAACAACGGUGGACGUCAGGCUAAUGUGGCUGCUUUGGCGAAAGCAAGCCGCCUAGAGCAUAUCGGGGGCCCAGGCUGCCGACAUGAUCAGGCGUACAUUGGAAAGCAUAUUUCCACGGAGGAGAUGAGAGGUUGCCAUACUGUCCAAGGUAUCCUUUGGAAGAAACCAGGCUCGAAACCCCAAUCUGAUGACCUCGAAUUUGAGCAUGAAAGCCACUAUUUUCUGACCGGUAUUGCUGAGAGGAUGCCGUCUUCAGGGACCUGGUUGGACUGUUACCCCGUCCGGUAUGGUGCUGAUGACCGCGUCACAACCGAAACGAAUUUUGUUCUUGAGACGACCCAAGAGGAACUGAGAAGCAUCGCGCUUCCCUUCCAUCCAACUUGCUUUGAGCUUUAUAUACAGGCCACGAGACUAUGCAACGACCGCGUCGACCUUGACACCUUGGUCCAUAUUAGAGACCGGGCAUGUAUUGAGCGGAAGAAUUUUCCUGUGAAAUAUCAUGAGGAUGUUGUGGAUGCAACAGACCAGUGUUGGCAGCAUAAAGUCGGGCAUGAAUAUCUCGUUGCAAAUCCAGUGUUUGUUCCUGGCCUUAGGGACAUCCUGGAGUCAGCUAUCUCCACCGAUGAAAGCUUCAGCGUGCACAACAGCGCCUUCGAGAACAGGUCUCUACAGGCGGGUCGUCUCCUCUCGCAAGAUCCUUUUCUGGUCUUACCUCCUGAAAUCAGCCAAAGAAUUGCCAGCCACCUCAACUCUUCCGAUGUUGCUAGCCUUCGACUCUCCUCUCGUGCAUUCACGCACCUUCCAAUCUGGUUCUUUCGUCAAUUUGUCCUCCAUGAGAUGCCUUGGUUAUACGAAGCAUGGUCCCCCCAGACGAAUCCCUACUAUUGGGCAACCGUUGCAGCUCGUGAUUUGCUUGAUGAGAAACAAGUGCACGCGAAUUUUAUUCGGGAUAUUGAGCAACGGCGUGAAAUAAUUCGUCAAUACGAACCGGAGAUUUAUGACGAAUUUGUUGCGAAUGAGCCCGAAUGGGAGUCGCCAGAGCACCCUAGUUGGCAGGAGAUUCUAGACAUAGGACCAAUCACCCUACCACGGGAUAAAACCAACUGGUAUAUUGUGUUUUGUCGAAUUAGGUCAAACUGGGGCCGGUUAAAGGGGCUGCGGAACCGCGCGCGAAUUUGGGACAACGUGAAGCAGGUUGUGAAUGCGAUUAAGAAGGCUAGGGAGGGCGUCGACUUUUACCUAGAGGAAGAGGAAGAGGGAAGACGACGAUAA
Messenger RNA from Penicillium subrubescens, 1764 nucleotides. Its product is annotated as F-box protein. The transcript has 2 exons. NCBI's taxonomy places the organism in Eukaryota, Fungi, Ascomycota, Eurotiomycetes, Eurotiales, Aspergillaceae. Gene Ontology annotation, molecular function: protein binding. Bases 1 to 1764 code for a protein of 587 amino acids. The record is from RefSeq and is a predicted model, not a curated record.